Messenger RNA from Rosa chinensis, 2020 nucleotides. Its product is annotated as fructokinase-1. NCBI's taxonomy places the organism in Eukaryota, Viridiplantae, Streptophyta, Magnoliopsida, Rosales, Rosaceae. Bases 180 to 1622 code for a protein of 480 amino acids. The record is from RefSeq and is a predicted model, not a curated record. The transcript is spliced from 5 exons.
AGAUAACAACCGGUGGGUGAGUGGUGUGGUGGGAGCAAACAACUGAAACUUGCAGAGCGUCAAACUGGAGAAACCCAACCCGUUAUUCCUCUCUUUUCCUUCACAUUCUCAUCCCCCGGAUUUCUUCUUCUUCUUCUUCUUCAUUUGCUUGUCUCUCUGUGUAUGUGAGGCUGGUCUGAAUGCACACCAUAACCCUCAAAACCCCAAUCCCCUACCAUGUACCCUCCCUUAAGUCCCACUCCAUCUUCCCCCAAAACCCUAGACUAACCCGACCCCACCUCAUUUUCCCGCCAAUUCACCACCGCCCCCACUCUCACUCCUCCGUCACCAAAGGCCUCGGCAUCUCCGUCCCCAACUCCACCCCCGGCGCUCUCAACGGCUCCCUCCACUCCGAAAACCUCGCCGUUAAGGACAUCGACGUCGCAACUCUCGGCAAUCUCUGCGUCGAUAUCGUCCUCAACGUCCCCCAGUUGCCGCCGCCCGAUGCCGACCGCCGCAAAGCUUACAUGGACCGCCUAUCCGCCUCGCCGCCCGAUAAGAAAUACUGGGAAGCUGGUGGCAACUGCAAUAUGGCUAUAGCAGCUGCCAGGUUGGGGCUUCGCUGCAAUGCAAUUGGCCAUGUGGGUAAUGAAGUGUAUGGCCGGUUCUUAUUAGAUGUUCUUCGUGAUGAAGGAAUCGGUAUGGUUGGGAUGAAUGAGGAUACUGAUGCUAACAGUUCAAGUGCUUCUUCGUAUGAAACACUUUUGUGCUGGGUUCUUGUGGAUCAGUUGCAAAGACAUGGUUUUUGUAGUCGAGCUGAUUUCAGUAAGGAGCCUGCAUUCAGUUGGUUGACCAAAUUAUCCGUACAAGUAAAGACGGCGAUAAAACAGUCAAAGAUCCUGUUCUGUAAUGGUUAUGGCUUUGACGAGCUCUCUCCUGCUGUAAUAGCCUCAGCUGUAGAGUAUGCUGUUGAAGUUGGAACAGCAAUUUUUUUCGACCCUGGACCCCGCGGAAAGAGCCUCUCUGCUGGUACACCUGAAGAACAAGGAGCACUUAACCUGUUGUUGAGGAUGAGUGACGUUCUUCUUCUAACUUCAGAUGAGGCUGAGUCAUUGACUGGCAUUAAAAACCCGAUAUUAGCAGGGCAGCAGUUGCUCAAGCAAGGGGUGCAAACAAAAUGGGUGAUUGUUAAAAUGGGGCCAAAGGGUUCAAUUCUCAUAACUAAGUCUGGCAUCUCUUGUGCACCAGCAUUCAAGGUAAAGGUCAUGGACACUGUUGGAUGCGGAGAUAGUUUUGUAGCUGCCAUUGCAUAUGGUUUCAUCCACAAUAUGCCAAUGGUAAAUACAUUAGCAAUUGCAAAUGCAGUGGGUGCUGCAACCGCCAUGGGUUGUGGUGCUGGUAGGAAUGUGGCGACGUUGGAUAAAGUACUUGAAAUUGUGGAAGCUUCGAAUCUUAAUGAGGAUGAUGAAUUUUGGAAUGAAAUAUUUGAUGAAAAUUUGGGUGUUCAGGAAAUUACGGCCGUCUCAAAAUUGGUCAUUAAUGGAAGUGAGAGUCAGCUGAAUAGUGUCCCUUUGCAGAAGGUUGUAUCUGAAUUGCUUCCUAAGCUCAAAUCUGCAGAGCUAGAGAGAAAAGUGCCAUGUUGACAAAUCACAACCCACAUCACUGGGUCUUAGCAAUGAACUUUGUUCUGUUGGAGCUAUUUCAUUCUCCAAGUCUGAUUAUACUGUUGCAGUUUCUACUUCCAUGACAUGAGGGCUGCCCUAUACACAGUGAAACCACGCUGGGUUCAUUGCAGAAUGAAAUUAGUGAGCUUUCAUAGGUCGAAGUUUACCCUUUGAAUUAGUAGGCGAUGGUUUUGAUCUGGUAAAUCUAGGAUGCUUUGGCACGACAUAGGUUUGCACUUUUGCAGUUUGUCACUCCUGCACAGGUGUUCCAUUCUUUGCACCAUUUCGACACAAUGCCCGUGUGGCUGAAUUUUGUUUUGGUUAACUGUAUGUAUUGAAUGUUCCGGUAAAGUAUCUGCUUUUUGGCCCGAUCAUCA